This is a messenger RNA of Paramecium tetraurelia, 927 nucleotides long. RefSeq lists its product as uncharacterized. The transcript has 3 exons. Lineage: Eukaryota; Ciliophora; Oligohymenophorea; Peniculida; Parameciidae. The record is from RefSeq and is a predicted model, not a curated record. Gene Ontology annotation, cellular component: endoplasmic reticulum membrane.
AUGUUAUUAGAAAUAUUUCUAUUGCUUAUUUUUCUUGGGUUGUUAAUGGGAAUAAAUUGGCUGUUCACUCCUUAUACUAAUUGGAAAAAUCAACAAAAAACAGUGAAAAAGGACGAUAGUAUAGUGAUAAUUUGUGAUGGAAAAGAAUACAAGUAUUCCUCAUAUAAAAAUACAUCUGAAGUUCAAUUAAGCAUAAUUAUUCCAUCAUACAAUGAGGAAAAUAGAUUGGGAAGAACAUUAGAAGCAACAUUCAAACACUUUAAUAAUUAUAAAUACGAAAUAAUAAUCAUCAAUGAUGCAUCAAAAGAUAAGACAUUGGAAGUAGCCAAGAAGUAUUCAAUGAAUAAUAAAAACUUUAAGAUAAUUACGUACAAUAGAAAUAGAGGAAAAGGAGGAGCAGUAAGACUGGGAAUGUUAGCAGCUGCAGGUGAAAUUUAGUUAAUGAUGGAUGCAGAUCUAGCUACAGAUUUGAAUGAAUAUGAGAAAUUGUCAAAAGAGUUAAUAAAAAUUACAUAAAAUGGAUUAGGAUUGGUGGCAGGUUCAAGAAAUCAUUUAGUGAAAGAUGUAGUUGUUCAAAGGAAAUGGUAUAGAAAUUUCUUGAUGCAUUGUUCUAAUUUCAUCAUUAAUACCAUAUGUGGUGUUAGAUUGAAGGACACUCAAUGUGGGUUUAAGUUGUUUACAAAAAACACUUCAGCAAUAUUGUUUAGAGUACUUCAUUUGGAGAGAUGGGCAUUCGAUGUAGAAUUAUUUAUGAUUGCAUAAAAAUACAAAGUGCCAGUCUCAGAGGUGCCUGUGAAAUGGGAAGAUGUUGAAGGGUCCCAUCUAAAUGUCGUAGAAGCCUCAAUCCAAAUGGCCAGGGAUUUUCUAUUAGUCAGGAUUUUGUAUCUAUUGAAUAUUUGGAAUUUUAAGGAUGACAUAGGAUUAUGA